UGUGCGCUCCCAUUCAUUUCCUGAGAACUGCCUGAGCCGAGCAGCUGAGAGGCAGAAGGGGAGGGAGCCGCUCACUCACAUACACUCACACUCACUCACUCACUCACUCUCACACAUACACACACAAUUACACACAAACACACACGUACAUACACGCAGAGUGAGAGGAGAGAAGAGGAGAGGGAGAGGAGGAGAGGAGACAGAGAGGACUGUAGAAAGGAAAACAGUCUCCUAGUCUCCACGGCUCUGCAGCUUCUGACAAGGCAGCCUAAGAAACAGGAUGUUAAUGCUUGACGGAAUGCCUGCAGUCCGAGUCAAAGCUGAGCCCCUGGAAUCGGAACAAGGGUCACCCAAAGUGCGCCCUUAUUCUGCGAUGGACGGUGUCCCCUUCUUCCUCAGCAGAGUAAAACCUGAACCUCCAGAAGACCUGCUCGCACACGACCUGCACUUCCACACGCAGACCGAGCCCGUUGACCUGUCAAUCAAUAAACCCCGUCCCUCAUCUUCGUCCACAACCCCCACCACCUCAUCAACCUCCCCUCUCAGAUCUGCUUUCUCCCCGUCAUCUUUAUCGUCGUCAUCCUCCUCCUCCUCUCCGUCAGUUAUCACCUCUGCCUCCUCGGUGCUCACACCAGGUCCUCUGGUUGCCCCCGGAUCUGGGGUGAGAGGUCAACCAUAUUUGCACAUUCUGCACUCUGUGCCGCCGCCUCCAUCCAGCCCUCUGAGCCUGCAGGGAGCAGGGAAGCUGGCCAGCCAUGUUCACCGCAUCCCAGUAGUGGUACAGUCACUUCCCCUCAUGUACACCACUGCUGUUCGAUCACCCUCCAGCCUCAACAACGCCAUCAUGCUACCUCUGCUGGAUGAGGCCAAAAGCCAGGGCAAAGCACACACAGACCCCAACGGCCUGUCGCCAAGGCAGAUCAAAAGUGACAGUGAUGACGAUGACCUGCCAAAUGUGACCUUGGACAGUGUUAACGAGACCGGCUCUACUGCGCUGUCUAUAGCCCGUGCUGUACAAGAUUCCAUGUCCCCAUUCAGUAUUGACAGCAUACGUCGCCCCCGGAGGUCGGAGUCACCAGAUUCUAAAAAAAGAAGAAUCCACAGAUGUGACUUCGAGGGCUGCAAUAAGGUGUACACUAAAAGCUCCCACUUAAAAGCCCACCGGAGGACACAUACAGGGGAAAAGCCAUACAAAUGCACCUGGGACGGCUGCACGUGGAAGUUCGCUCGUUCUGAUGAGCUGACGAGGCAUUACAGAAAACACACGGGGGUCAAACCUUUCAAGUGUGCAGACUGUGACCGCAGCUUCUCCAGAUCUGACCACUUGGCCCUGCACCGACGGAGACAUAUGCUGGUGUGAAUCACACGGAGGGAUAAGGAAAGAAAGAUCAGUGGAACAGACACACCUACACAGGCAGCCGGGGGAGCGGGAUCUCCCUGUGAAUGUUAUUCAGCUGGCCUGGACAUGCACAUACAUUCUCACACAUACACACUCUCAUCUGUUGUAAGGAGAGAAGAUGAAGAGGUGCACAGAGCUUGUGGAGCACAAAACAGGGUCACUUCUGGAUCCUCAGUGGGUUGGAAGGAAUAGACGGCAGGAUCUUUUAUUGUCAUUGUUCGGAGUAUAAUAGGGAACUGUCUUUUACAGCACUGUUCGUAAAUAUUUCUCUUAGAUUUUUAAGAUUAAUUCGCACUCUUCAUUUGGACAAAAGAAAAAAAAUAAUGCAAUCGCAACUGUCUCUUUUGGUAUCUUUUCUUUUCAUUAUUGUUCAAAUCGCUGCUUUUCCAGCAUUCAUAAUGUGAAAGACCCCAUUUUGUGGAAUGGAUUUCCUGUAUGAGCUCUGUUGAAGCAGAGAGAGGACCUGGAAUGGACCACAGGAAAGGACUUGGGCUUAGUUGGAGCUACAGGCAGUAUUGUUGCACCGUGCCUCCCUGUUUGUAAUUUGUUACCAGCAGAGGGAACUGUUUCACCACGUAUGGUUUCCUUUGCCUGCCGGAGCCUGCUGUUAAAUCCGAGGCAUCCUAUGUUGAAGCUGAAAGAGGGCUGGACUUUGACCUAUCCCAUAGCCAGCAAACAUUAAUGGGAUUGAUUCAAGUAACCACAACCAGGAUGGAUCCACCUCAUCAACACAUCUAGUUUCAGCUGUUCAUUGUUUUUUUUUGUUUUUUCAAACAGUGGAAACUGGGCAUGCAUAUCAUCACACCAGCAAAGGAACUCACCAUUGAUUACCCUAUUACAGGGCCGGAUUACCCCAAAUCUCAUCAGUGCUAUCUUUUAUGUUGAGCCUCUUGAAAGCAUUUUCUUUAAAAAAAAAAAAAUUCUUUGGUGGAUUUUGUGCUGUGAUUAGCAAUCAGUAAAGUGCAAUCUUAAAGGAUUAAUAUACUUUCAAUAUGAUGUUUUGUUUUUGACUCUUGCUUUUUUUCUUUUUUUAAUUGCCUGCUUUGCUUAUGUUUGACACAGAAAAAUACAACCCCUCAUGUACAGUGAACUUUAAAACAAUCAGAGGAGAUUUCCAGUAUGUGAAAAAAGAGGCACCUUACAGACUCAUGCUUUCAUUCUGUCUGUUUUACUAUUCAGCUCUGUUUUCUCAGCUGGUUUAGAAAGGUAUCUGCAUUGUAGUUUUGCACAGCGGCACUUGACUAGAAGCUGACGUUGACACCGGCUGCCGUGUUGCAGGGACAUUGUGGUAUCUAAUGUACAAUGUACUGUAGAAGAGCAAUACAUUUUGAACAAACUGAUAAGAAGGAACGCCAACCUCCUCUUUGUUCGGUUUGCUGAUGUCAAUAUCUAAGGGUUCGCCCGUUGCAGAGAAGUUUCUUGUUGGGCCAUCUCCUCACUCUGUAACACAACCCCUUCUGUUACUGGCUGAUUUGUAGCUCCAGCACAAAGCUCUAGUUUGAUGUGUGUCUUGUUUUGAACCUGCAAGCAGUUUGUGAUUUGCUCCUUUUCCUCUUUUUUUGUUUUUCCUUUUUUGUAUCUCAAAUACAGAAAGUCACUUGAAACAUUCUCACCUCAGACCAGAUAUAUGUUAAGAUUAUUAUCUAAUUUACCUGAGAUUUGGUUCUACAAAUGCUGAAAAAUUGAGGAUUCACACAUGUGCACACAUACAUACAAAGGUGUACAAGUACUAUACAGUAUAUGUAUAUACAUGUGUAAGCAGUGGUCCUGUAUAUGCAGUAAGGUUACAUUUUAGAAGAUGCAGUUAUUGGCUAACAGGAAUAUCCCUAAAAGAAAAUCACUUAGCAUUAUCCAGGAACUUUAUUUUAAAAAUUUUAUAGUUAUAUUAAAAGACAUUUAUAUAUUGAAUUAUUUUCUCUUCCUGUGUAAGAGCUGCAGACAUAAACCCUAGAGCAUCAGGGCAACCCAUAUCAUUUGAUAGCACUUGCUAAAUGCAUUUCUUGGACUGAAGCCAGUAAAAGGAAAUGGUAACCUUUUUGAUAAUAGCACCUUGAAAACCAUACUCUCAUACACAUAAUACACACUGCACAUGCACACACAUGCACACUUGUAUACAGCCUCCUCACUCUCAGUAAGUAGCCAAAUCCAGGAAGUCAUUUCCACACAUGCACCAUUAUGUGUCACUCGUUUUGGUGUAAUGGAUAAUGAUAACAACAUGUUAUCAUUACUGAUGUAUAUUGUUUGUGCACAUGUCAUUAUGCCCGGUUGUAUUAUCUUUUUUCUUUUUUUUCUUUUUUUUUUUUUUGCAAAAGCAUAUCUGCACCUUGUUUGUUUAUUAGUAUGAUUUUCAAAUAAUUUUAUUUCAGAUGUCAAUUUAUAAACAAAUAAUCAUCAUCAUAUUUUAUCAUUGAUAUGUAUAAGAACAUUUUAUGAUUGAGGGGCACUUCGUUAUUGCAUAUAACUUUUUUUCUGUAAAAAGGAUCUUUUUAAAUGUUGUAAUAUAUGUGAUAGUGAAGAUAAAAGUUAUUACAAAGUUCUACAGCCUGUAUAUACAUUGGAAAAAUAGGGCUUUUGAUUAGUAGAUGCAGGAAAUACAUUUAUACAUGUAAAGUCUUUUUCAGAGACUGUAAUUUAUCUAAUUUGAUAUACAGUAAAACGGGGCUAAUGGUAUUCAUCAUAUGUAAAUUAUCAUAUGCGAUGUCAUACAGUUUGCUCUUUUUAGUUUAUGGUUAGGUAAGAUAAUGAUCAAAUCAGUUUUUUCCCAAGGCUGAAUCAGUGUUUGCUAUAAUUAACAAAUUAUUUAUAUACAGUACAUUGAUUAUAUUAAGGUACUCGAUUCCCUGUGUUGCUAUUUUGCUUUACCUGGACUAAAAAUUAUAUUGAUCAAGCACAUAUCAAGAACACAUGUACUUGCAUAUUCAGUAUAUGACUUUGCAUGCCUUAAACCAACAUUUUUUUUUAAAAGCUCAAUUAGACUUGAAGAUGGUGUCUCCACAGGACAGGGUGUAUUGUAUUUCCCUUCAGCAUCUCUUUCCUCAUUUUAAAGCAUAAUUUUGUAACGGUAACCAGGGUCAAAGUUAUGCAAUAAUAAUGAAAUAGUGCCUCAUAUCACAAACUUGUAAUAUAAUCUGCUCUGUGCAGAGUUUCGAUUUCAACACGUGUGCUCAAAUUAAUAAAAUUCAAAUGAGAAACCUGAAUUUUGGAAAAAGCACAGACAACAUUAUGCAAGUUGGACCUCUAAUGUUUAACUUUGUUUUCGCACUGAGCCUUAUGCCAUUGUGUCAAAUGCAGCAUUCUCCCAUAACAUUUUCACACGCUGUUUAUAGCAUGCAUUAUUACUUUGCUUGCAAUAAGUCACUUCCUCUAAGGGGAACAAAACUGAGUUACAAAGGCCUCUUGAUGUUUCAGCUUCAUCAUAUUAAUUCAACAUUGCGGUUCCGUGGAAUAUAAUGAGGAAUCUUACUCACAGGAAAACACUGUGAUCAGGAUUCCAGCUGUAGACUGACGCCUUUGUUAAUGAGUACUGAUGUUAAGCUUCUCAGUUCAAUAUCUAUUUUACUUUCUGUGUAACAUCUGCUUUUGAUUUCCUUUCCUGGUUUUGAAGAUUUAAGUAGUGAAGCCAAUGCCUAUGUUUCAAGUUUGCUGAUAUUGCGUACAGUAAUCGUUGUUCCUGUAUUUAUGUAAAGUGAGUGUAGUGUAAAUAUAUUCAGAUCUUUUCAUUCUUACCGUUAAAAAAAAUUGUGAUAUUGCUCAGCAUUGCUUCAAAAGGGAGAUUCUGCUCAUGGAGUUUCACAUCUGUAAAAGAAAUUUUUAGUCCUGAUAUUUUUCAAAAUUUUAAGAACAGGUGUCCUUUUCUGUUACGCUUUUCUUUUCUCCAAGAGUUGUUUAAGUAUCCAGUCAGUGUUUUGCCUUUUUUCUCUGUAUUUUCAUAUGGAUGGAGCUGUGAAAUUAAAAUAAGUUCAAAAAUAUACAUGUAUAUUAAUAUGAAUGGAGGCAUGAAGGUUAAUAAAGUUGCAUUUUGUAUGUAA
Molecule: messenger RNA, 5427 nt
Organism: Sphaeramia orbicularis (orbiculate cardinalfish)
Lineage: Eukaryota; Metazoa; Chordata; Actinopteri; Kurtiformes; Apogonidae
Gene: klf12b
Product: Kruppel like factor 12b
Exons: 6
Coding region: 281-1360 (359 amino acids)
Biological process (GO): regulation of transcription by RNA polymerase II
Molecular function (GO): RNA polymerase II cis-regulatory region sequence-specific DNA binding; DNA-binding transcription factor activity, RNA polymerase II-specific
Source: RefSeq, a predicted model, not a curated record